CAACUGUACUCUCAGUGUGAAUGGAGGACUGUAAGCACCAGAAAAACCCACACUUCCACAACACAGAAACUAUGCGAGGCGACUCCCCGGUGCGGUGUCCGGAUACCGUGGCGCUCAGGAGGCGGAUGGGAAGUUGCGAGUCAGACGCAGAGGGCGAGCAACUUUUAUAGACUUUCGAGUCCGCUGUCUGCAAGUGAAGCCCAGUUCAGAGUCUUCGGACUCCGGGAUUGCGCGCGUGGACAGGGUUGAUGGUACACCUCCGUGUUAUUUGGGGAGUCUUGAAGGAAAUCCCUGAAGAACACGUUGCUGCUGCUUGUGAUUGGCAAUGGAGCUUAAAUGAAAGGGACGUUUAUCUGGAUUAACUGAGAGAAAAACGACAGGAUGCAGGAGAGGGACCUACAGAGCAUGUGCAGAAGGGUGCUACUGCUGACCGUCUGUAUGGUGUCCCUCUUGGGGCAGCUGACCACUUCAUCACACCGAAGCCACAUAGUUCACGUGAAGGCAGGAACCUGUGAGGUAAUUGCUGCACACCGAUGCUGCAACAAGAACAAGAUCGAAGAGAGAUCCCAGACUGUCAAAUGCUCCUGCUUCCCUGGACAGGUGGCGGGAACAACGAGAGCAGCUCCAUCUUGUGUAGACGCGUCAAUAGUUGCACAGAAGUGGUGGUGCCAGAUGCAUCCCUGCAUGGAUGGAGAAGAGUGUAAAGUGCUGCCAGAUCUCAAAGGAUGGAGCUGCAGUACAGGAAACAAAGUUAAGACAACUAAGGUCACCCGAUAGUCACGCGUUUCCAGGCGAACCACAUCUGGAAUCAGACGUCUCUUUGACCAACAGAACAGGACAUUUAGGACACAGCGUGGUUUAAGGAUUGGUGGGAACGAGGGACCGCGAGAGACAACGGUCACCUUCGAGGACAAACAGAGGAAACACACCAGGGAACAUCAUGUGACACAUAUUGCCAAACAGAUUCCUGAUUUUUUUUAUUUAACGUUGACAGUAGCCGUCUUUGAGCUCUGCUGCACACCAAAACUGUCUUUGUAUCGUAGAUCUGUUCCUAUGGACCUGAAGACUCAACCAUGAUGAUAUUUAUCGACUUACAGACUCAAGUAACAGGGAACAAAUUCACCCUCGAAACAACACCAUGUGAUGUGAAACUUCUGUGUCAUAUUUCUGCCAUGAGAAGCCCACGGACUCCUGCAGCAGAGCUGUGUGGAAGAUCUUGUGACACGAUAAGCAUUUCCAUUUCUUUUAGCCUUAUGGAUCAAACAUCUCUUCUGUUUUGUUUUGUUGAUUUAAAAAAAAAGUCCAGCUUUUCUUCUUUAUGAGUUUAAUAGAAUGUUAAGUCCUCAUUUGAAAAGCACACGAUACUUUUCAAAUAAUAAAUACCACAGCAAAAGUCAUACAAUGUGACUACAAUGAUAAACAUAGAUGAGUUCUGCCAGUUUAGUUGUAUCUGUGGUUUUUAACGCCUGGCGACUGCUAUUCAUUCCAAAUGUCAGUACUAUCUCAAUAAAUUUAACUCAAAGAA
Messenger RNA from Nothobranchius furzeri (turquoise killifish), 1525 nucleotides. It is a transcript of the gene tafa3a, whose product is annotated as TAFA chemokine like family member 3a. NCBI's taxonomy places the organism in Eukaryota, Metazoa, Chordata, Actinopteri, Cyprinodontiformes, Nothobranchiidae. The record is from RefSeq and is a predicted model, not a curated record. Gene Ontology annotation, molecular function: receptor ligand activity.